This is a messenger RNA of Enterobius vermicularis (human pinworm), 810 nucleotides long. The record is from the annotation of a GenBank genome assembly. Lineage: Eukaryota; Metazoa; Nematoda; Chromadorea; Rhabditida; Oxyuridae.
AUGGUCGAUAAGAGAGGUGGACCGGGUAGCUGUAAAGGUAGUAUAGUAGAAGAAUUGGUUAACGAAUACAGUUUUGAUGAUGUGGACGUUGAGUUGACGUUGUUUGAAAAUGUCGCUUCGUUGGCCGGUAGUACUGUCGAUGGAACCGCUGAACUUCAGGAUCUUUUACGGGAUUAUAAUAAUUUGGUGACGAUGGAUUGGCUUCUGUCAAUGAUAAGUGCACAUAUCGCCAAUAGUGAGAAAAAAUUUUUUGUCAUUGACAUUGUACCAACAAUGGCCGCUAUACAGAAGUGUGCAUCAUUUCAGAAGCUGAAUCAUGAUGAAGAUAUGGAAAAUUUUGAAAAACAGCAUGAAGUUGUACUCGCCUUGGAUUUAAAUAUUACUGAUGAAGAGGUGCUGCUGGGUAAAACGGGUUCUAAGGAAAAAAAAUUGGAAAAAGAGUUAAGUCCUGAACUAAAUGCAUUUAUGAAGGGUGCCGAUGAAGCGGACAAAGGUCGAUUAGAGAAACGUUAUGAAGCCUACUGCAAAUGUUCAGCACCAUUUAUAAGUUACUUUCAAAAGACUAAACGACUGUUACGAUUUGAUAUAUCGACAACAACCGGAACUGCAAAAAUUAUUCGAACACUGAAUGCAGCAUUAUAUAGUUUAGGUUUACAAAAAAAAAAUUCUAUGGUUCGAGCGGUACUGUUUGCACAAAAUGAACGACAGAUAGCAGAUAUGAAUUUGGAAUUAUAUCGAGUUAAACGAAUACAUUUGUGUGAUAUUACAGAUGAUAUUAAUGAACCUUUGGUAACGUUUUUCACAGUAUAG